AGUAUCUUCUUCAACCUAUCUUCUUCAACCUAAUUUCAGUUUUCUGGCGGAAAAACAUAAUUAGCAAGUUUGCUUGGGAAACGUGAAUGUUAGAUUAAAAUCUCGUUUCCCAUUCGUUUCCGGGAUGAAUUCAGUUUCAAAUAUGUCUCUAUUCUUCUGAAACGGUUUUGGCGCGUUCCGAAACGCCGGUUUCCCCGUUCCAGGACGUUUCGGAAACGGUUCGUCGUGAUUUUUUUGGCGUUUACGUGCACCGUAGUUAAUUUUUCAUUGGGAAAAAUGUGGUUGAAUUUUGGAAGCUUUAUGAUGAUUUGGGUAUUAUUAAUAUUGCUAUUAUUAAGUGAUAAAAAUAACAAUGUUGAAGGGCUUGGUGUUAAUUGGGGAACACAAGCUAAUCACAAAUUACCUCCAAAUACAGUAGUACAAAUGUUGAAAGAUAAUGGGAUUCAAAAAGUGAAGUUAUUUGAUGCUGAUGAAUCUACUUUGAGUGCUUUUAGUGGUACUAAUAUUGAAGUUAUGGUUGCCAUUCCCAAUGGUGAUUUGGUUGCUAUGCUUGAUUAUAAACGAGCUCGGAAAUGGGUUGAGAAGAAUGUCACCCGUUACCAUUUUAAAGGUGGUGUUAAUAUCAAAUAUGUAGCGGUUGGGAAUGAACCUUUUCUGAAAUCCUACAAUGGCACAUUUGAGAAUGCUACAUUUCCAGCCCUGAAGAAUAUCCAAAACGCUCUGAAUGAAGCUGGGGUAGGGGACACUGUAAAGGCAACUGUGCCUCUAAACGCUGAUGUGUAUGAGUCACCACAAGGAAAUCCUUUACCUUCAGCUGGAAGAUUCAGAGGUGAUGUUGCUGAUCUGAUGACCCAGAUGGUCCAAUUUAUGAGCCAAAACAAUGCUCCUUUCAGUGUGAAUAUCUACCCCUUCCUUAGUCUGUAUGGAAACCCUGGCUUCCCAGUGGAUUAUGCUUUUUUCGAUGGUGGAGCUGUUCCCAUUGCAGACAACGGAAUCCAAUACACUAAUGUUUUUGACGCCAACUUUGACACUUUGGUAUCGGCCUUGAAAGCAGCAGGUUUUGGAGACAUGCCUAUAAUUGUAGGGGAGGUUGGAUGGCCAACGGAUGGUGAUAUUAAUGCUAAUGUUAACAAUGCUAUCAGAUUUUAUCGAGGACUCCUGCCUAGACUUGCAGCUAAUACUGGUACUCCUUUGAGGCCUGGAAAUAUAGACAUGUAUUUGUUUGGACUCCUUGACGAAGAUGCCAAGAGUGUUGCUCCAGGGAGCUUCGAGAGGCAUUGGGGAAUUUUCCGGUAUGACGGACAGCCAAAAUUCCCAAUGGAUCUAUCUGGCCAAAACCGGGAUGUCUAUCUUGUUGGUGCAAAGAAUGUCAAAUAUCUUGAGAAACAAUGGUGUGAAUACAACCCAAAUGCUAAAGAUACGAGUAAGCUCAUGGAUAACAUUAACUUUGCUUGCACUUUUGCUGAUUGUACUCCUCUUGGGUAUGGAUCCUCUUGCCAGAACAUGGAUACCAAUGGGAAUAAUUCGUAUGCGUUUAAUGUCUACUUUCAGACCCAGAAUCAAAAUCUUGAGGCUUGCAACUUCCAAGGCUUGGCUAGAUUAACUAUGCAGAAUAUAUCAACACCAACUUGCAAUUUUCUCGUACAGAUAGCUUCUUCUGGUCUGAGAGUCAGGACUGCUGUACCUGUGGCAUUCUCUCUAAUCACUGCAUCGCUGUAUCUAUUCUUUUACAUUUGAUCUUGUAGAUAUUAGCUUUUAUAAGUUUUCCAUCUUUAUUUAUUCUAAGAUUUUAAUAAUAAUAGAUUAUUUUUUGAUGAUU
This is a messenger RNA of Spinacia oleracea (spinach), 1819 nucleotides long. Its product is annotated as glucan endo-1,3-beta-glucosidase 8-like. Gene Ontology annotation, molecular function: hydrolase activity, hydrolyzing O-glycosyl compounds. The coding region runs from base 277 to 1737 and encodes 486 amino acids. The record is from RefSeq and is a predicted model, not a curated record. The transcript is spliced from 2 exons. Gene Ontology annotation, biological process: carbohydrate metabolic process. NCBI's taxonomy places the organism in Eukaryota, Viridiplantae, Streptophyta, Magnoliopsida, Caryophyllales, Amaranthaceae.